UCAGUCAGGGGGUAGAGUCUAUGUGGUGAGGAGUGGAACCGUUGUUCGGUUGUGCGCCAGACACCAUGGUUGACACCCGUAGUGGGAAGCGUACUGCCCCCUAUACCCAAACUCAAGAGGAGCAAGCCGCCGCUGCACUGAGAGAGAGAAGGGAGAAGAAGGAGCUCCUCAAGCAAGCGAAGUUGAGGGCGAUAGCGGAGGAGCAAGCGGCGAAGAAGAAGAAGUUGGAAGAGGAGACGGUGAGGUUACAAAAGGAGGAGAUGUUGAAGCUACAGCAGGAGGAGGAAGAGAAGAGGAAGGCUGCCGAAGAAGCAGCGGUAGAAGAGGAAGACGUAGAAGAUGAGCCCAUUGAAAGGAGACGCAGGGAAGGACGAGGGGAAAGCAGUGGCACGAAGGAGGAGGACAAAUGGAUGGAGAAAAAGAUUAGCGAGUGGGUAGCUAAUUUAUCCAUGGGAGAGGAUGAGGAGGCACUAUUGUACGUGCCGCAGGAGGAGAGAGAAGUGCCCCUGGAACGCCAAGCGGCAGAAGAUGAAAAAAAGUUGGAGUGGAAGUUGCGUAUGAUGAGGGAGAAAAAGAGGAGGAGGGAGGAAGCCAACCGGAUGGCUAGAGAGGUGGAGAGAGUGCGGGCGUGCAGACAAGAGGUGCAGGCACAGGCAGAGACCCCCACGAAGUUAGACAAGAUCCUGGGUACCUUGAGGUUCUGAGUGACGCUUGACUUGAGGAGCAUUAGGCCAAUAAGGGUCAAGAUGUGACCCUUCACGCCAUUCGGUCAGGGUUCAGAGAGUUUGCGCGCGACGUGGUAACCCACGUCGGGACCGAAGUAAAAAAAUUAAAGGAAAGCGCAGAGAAGUUUUGCGCAGGCGCCAAAGUGGUGGCCACAGCAGAGGCCGCGUCGCGUCCCCCUGCAAAGAGCUUGUAAAGCUCAAAUUCCCUGACGCAUAUAGCGGGAAAAAGGACGAUAGUUUUGGUAACUGGGAGGCUAGCAUAAAUACAUGUGUAUUUGCAGCAUAUCGCUCCCGAGGAACAAGUCCUCGUAGCCUUCCAUGCAUUGAAGGGCGAAGCGGCCAGCUUCGCCAGGUCCCUUGCGCGCGCUGCUGAUUGUGAGCAUAAUAUGAUUGCAUAUUCUAGGUUCACCCCUCUCUCCACUUUCUGCGCGAGAGGUUCGCUGACGUCACGAGAGGCGUCAGGGUCUCUAACAAAUUGCAAACCAUCCA
Molecule: messenger RNA, 1214 nt
Organism: Chara braunii
Lineage: Eukaryota; Viridiplantae; Streptophyta; Charophyceae; Charales; Characeae
Source: the annotation of a GenBank genome assembly